AUGAGCCGCGAUUUGGACGAUGGUACUAGCUCGUGCAGCAGCGGCGACGACAUUGUGAUGCCGUCGUCGCCUGCCCUCUUCGACUUUGACCCAGAUGUCAACCUGCAUGUCGCAGUCUCCCUUGAAUACGCGCAGGAGUCGCUCGGACCCGCGCCUGAGUCACUGCACCCGAUCGCACCCACCGAGUGGGUUUGUCUAGGCUGUUACGCUGUGGGAAUCCUCAAUCCAGCUCAACAGCAUGCCCAGUCAAGGCUAGCCCGCGACCUCUUGGCGCAUCACGCGAUCUUACCAGACCGUGACGGACACCGACCAGUCCAGCUCGUGAUGACGCACAUGGUGUCGUGGCAGCACCUCGAAGCAUUCAAAGCUCUGCUGCGCGAUACCACCACCGAAGUCCAAACUGUGUACGGUGGAUACACCCGCGUCCACCUGAACGAAUCGACCGCCGUCCGAAACGCUAACAGCCACGCGCUGUGUGCCGUUGUUGUCCACGUCGACAGGGUGCACAACCUGAUUGCGUGGCUCUGCUGUGGGCGCAAUGGCCAAAUCAAACUCGUCUCGACACCACCCGCCACGUCGGUCUCCUGCGACGAUUUGCUCUUGGAAGAGUGCGGCGACGACCUCAUGUGGGUUGAAUUCGAUAAACUGAACGAGCCUUCUCCCCCGUUCGACGCGACGUCUCCGUUGAAGCGCACUCAAUCGCCAACCGCCGUCGACUUGCUCGAAGAGCUCUGGACAUCAUCCGACGACUAUGUCGUGCUGCCGCCGCUCCCCUCACUCGCACCGCUCGUUUCGUCGCCCCCGCAGCACCACGAAGUCGUCCAUCGAAUGCCCACAUCGCAUUGCAUGGAGGACUUCUCAACUCACUCGUUCUCGACCCAGCAACUCGCCCCAAUGGAGAUCGCCACCUUCGUCGAUGAACACGGGUGUCCCCAACAGUUUAAGACGCUCUACUCACGCAACAACAAGAAGGGCGGGAUCCGUAAUCUCCGGUGCUUUCCCAACUGCAAGCGCGGACACCACUCGACGACGAGCUUCUGCGGGACCAACUUGAGAGUACAGUUCCAUCCAGACCACUCGAUGCCCACGUCGCUGGCACACGCGACGAUCACCGCAUUUGCGCGCUUCCGCAACUUCCUCGAGCCAUGCGAAGAGUACUCGCCCGGGAUGGUAGUUCCUCAAGCCAGCAUCUACCGAGAGCUCCGGUCUAAGGAGAAUCCCAAGGCGAUUUGGUUCCAGACCAAGUGCGUGAGCCCAAUGCUGUUCGAGAUUCGGCCAUCCGGCCGAUCCCUGUCGUGGCACUAUGGGUUCCACGGCGCCACCCUUCACAAAACCAUGACCCACUGCAUUGAGGUCGUUUUCUUUACCUGCGAGCGGGACUCGGCCGCGCCAUUUCAAUGCAUCGGUACGGUUCAGUCCCCUCGAUUUCGCAUCAUCUCUAGUCGCUCGCGCGAACCUUAA
This is a messenger RNA of Aphanomyces invadans, 1461 nucleotides long. RefSeq lists its product as hypothetical. The coding region runs from base 1 to 1461 and encodes 486 amino acids. The record is from RefSeq and is a predicted model, not a curated record. Lineage: Eukaryota; Oomycota; Saprolegniomycetes; Saprolegniales; Verrucalvaceae. The transcript is spliced from 3 exons.